AUGCCGCCCGUUCGAUCUCACCGGUCGGGAUCGUCCUUUGGGUCGAUACCGUCACAGCAGGAUGCCCAGGAUGAUAGCAAGGAGAAAACGUCGCUCUUCGGCUUUGUCAAAAAAGUGUGGCAGAAAACGGGGUUGGACAGACCCACAGUCCUUUUGAUGAUGAAGGGCGGUGUUCCACCCACCAUAGCCGUUUCCAUCUAUCAAUCAAUGCCCGUUGCCAAUGAGUACACGACCCUGGGAUAUCUCGUGGCCAUUGUCUCCAUCUUGGGAUUUGCGAUCAUGCCCGCGCAAACAUGUUUCGCCCUGUUGACAAUGUUCUCCAGUGUCAGGGCACGCCAACACACCUCUACUAACCCUAAUGAUUCAUACAAUGCUUCAGCAUCUUCUGUGAGUGGUUUGUGGCUGUUCUUCCAAAUCUGGAUGGUUCACACCUUCCGUGCCAAAUACCCGCAGCUGCAAUUCCCCGUGAUCAUUUACGCAAUCUUCGCGAAUAUUUCUUCGGUGUACGCUCCGCAAAUGAAGGAUAUGCCAGCUGCGAUUGGUAUGGUGACUAGAUUGCUCAAAUCAUGCCUUACUGGUCUUGCCAUUUCAACAGCCACGUCGCUAUUGAUCCUUCCGAUGACGUCACGGCAGGCUGUCUUCAAACAAAUGGCGAGCUACAUUGGCGGGCUGCGGACAGCCUUGAAUGCCCAUGCUAUAUAUUUCCAAUCAUUGGAAAGAGACGACAUGUUCGGUCGCACGGAGACAUAUGAUGAUGCCCGUGAGAAGUUUGGAAAGAAGGGAAAGAUAUACAGUCCUGAGGCAGAAGCCAUCCGCGGUGCGGUCCGACAGAUCACAGAUAUCCAUGCCAAGCUCCAUGGUGAUCUUACAUUUGCGAAGCGCGAGAUUGCAUUGGGAAAAUUGGGACCCGACGAUCUUCAGGCCAUCUUCCGUCAUCUUCGCCAGAUCAUGAUCCCAGUGGUGGGGUUGAGCUUCGUGGUGGAUAUCUUUCAACGACUGUCGGACUAUAACAGGUGGAAUCAACCCAUCGAUCUAAAUGAGCCUGUGGUCCCAGAUGAUAUCCGGCAGCGCGUUGUGCACGAGUGGAAUGAUAUUAUGAGGGCGGUGCACGAUCCCUUCGCCGUGAUGAUCCAAACCAUUGACGAGGGAUUGCUGCAUACAUCCUAUGUCUUCGGGCUAACAAAGCCAUCCGAGUGCACAGGUACAGCGAAACCUUCAGAUGACAAUUCAAUGGAGGAAGACAAAGAUAUCGAGGCCAGAGCCGAGAAUACUGCACCUGGGGAAAAGGCCUUUAUCGAUCACUUUGAAAAGAAACUUGGCGCAUUUCGAAUCGCAAAACGCCUUGCUUUGCGGACAUGGGCCGAGGAGAAGGGUGUCACCCUCCCGCCCGACUUUUUUGAUCACCCUGCUUCUCCUGAAAUGUUGAACACCGAUUUUUUGGAUACCUCAGCCACGCAAAAAGAGCGAAGCCGGCGGCAGCUGUAUCUAUUUCUCUACAUGGAACAAUUACUGUACUCGACAGGCCAAACCGUGCUCAACUUCGUUCGUUAUGCCAAUUACGUUGAGGCGAAAGGAAAGCUAUCGAAGACCCGACUUGUUAUUCCCGGUGGUAAGCGAGUCUGGAAGUGGGCUAAGUCCUUUAUGACUGCGCAGGAUCACGAAGAUGAUAAUAUGGGUGACAUUCAUACACAAAACAACAUCCUUCAACUUGGCGAGGCGUAUAAACUCCGCAAAGAUCCCGAGCACCUGCCACCGACUACUCGUUUUGAGAAGAUUGGGGACAGAAUCCGGGUCAUCCCGGGGUUUCUGCGCUCCCUUGAGUCGAGCUAUGGCUUCCGUGUUGCCUGUGCCACCAUGACCAUUGCAAUCGUCGCGUUCCUACGCGAUACCCAGACCUUCUUUACCGCACAAAGGUUAGUAUGGGGUAUGAUCAUGGUUAAUCUCAGCAUGUCUCCUACAUCAGGCCAGAGCAUUUUCAGUUUCGUGCUGCGAAUUUUGGGUACAUUCCUUGCAAUGGUAGCAAGUCUUCUGAUAUGGUAUAUUCCCGGGACGAAGACACCGGGGAUUAUUGUUUUCCUGUUCAUCUUUGUCUCAAUUGCCUUCUACAUCCCCAUCAAGAUGUUCCGUUUCCGAGCUGUCGGGAUUAUCAGCAUUAUCACCACAAGCAUGAUCAUCGGUUAUGAGCUCCAAGUUCGCCGCGUUGGCGAGGCUGUCGCGACAUCCAAUGGACAACCCUUCUACCCAAUUUACCUCUUGGCGCCUUAUCGGCUGGCUGUUGUGGCGGGCGGUAUCGCUGUGGCAUUCAUAUGGACAUUCUUCCCAUAUCCAAUCUCUGAGCACUCAGUCCUCCGCCAAAGUCUAGGAGCCUCGUUGUAUCUUCUGGCAAACUACUACUCGAUCAUCCACGAGACAAUCUCCGGUCGCAUGCGUGGUGACGAAGGCGAAAACCUGCUCAAGACCUCCCAGGGUCGCAAACUUGAGAAAGCGCGACACAAGGUGUUCUCAAAGCAGAUGCUUAUGCUGGCCGGUUUAAGGGAAUACUCUGGGUUCCUUCGAUGGGAGGUCCCGGUUGGCGGUCGGUUCCCUAAGAAGCAGUAUGAUUCGAUUAUUGUCUGCGUAGAGAACAUUGUCAACUACCUCAGCUUGCUAGGCUACGCAUCUGAUACCAUCGUCCACCUCACCGAGGGCGAAGAUCCCGCAGAUACCGCGUGGAUGCACGAUUUCCGACGCCUGGUCAAUACUGCCAAAGUGACGACCCAUGAGGUCACAUCUUUGCUUUGCCUUCUAUCUGCUAGUAUUACCAACCGACAGCCUCUGCCACCGUAUCUGAAAGCUCCCCGUCCGUAUGGUUUCGCGAGGCGCUUGAACGAACUCGACAGUGAACUUCUGAGCCUCCGGCACAUGGCCGAGCCAGGAUUCGCGGCGUUCGCAGUUUUGCAGAUCUCCACCCGCUGCAUCGUCGGUGAUAUGGACCGAUUGCUCCGGCUCGUCAAAGGCUUAGUCGGCGAAUUAGACUUCUCUUUCCACGCUGUGAGCACAGGAGAGUCAAUGGCCGAAUCGCGAAUGCCCUCGCGGGUGGGUUCGAGAGUGGAUUUGAGCGAGUACGCAUCCUCGCAACCUGGUGAUAGGCACAAGAACGAUUAA
This is a messenger RNA of Penicillium mononematosum, 3144 nucleotides long. RefSeq lists its product as uncharacterized. The record is from RefSeq and is a predicted model, not a curated record. The transcript has 7 exons. NCBI's taxonomy places the organism in Eukaryota, Fungi, Ascomycota, Eurotiomycetes, Eurotiales, Aspergillaceae. Bases 1 to 3144 code for a protein of 1047 amino acids.